UUUAGAAACUGAGAUGACUAUGAAAAGACUGUUUAAAGGAGCGAAUUAGUUUGGUGGACUUUAUUUACGACGAUUUUCUUCUCUGUGUCGAGAAUAUUUUGAAGCCUUCGCGAUGAUUAUAGGGCCAAGACCGACGGUGGGCUGGGUAGGAUACCUGAUGCUCGGGGGAUCCUGGUAUCGCAUGGCUAUUGUGAUGGUAUUCUUCGGCUUCGCUACCAUCUUCAUCGUGAAUCAGGGUCGCCAGGCCAUCACUCUGCACUAUACCACGCCGGUGCCUUUCCCUCCGCCCGUGAUGUUCCUUCCCUCGCCCGCCCACGCCCACACCACAGCCCUGGACGCCUGCUCUGUCGAGGCCGCGGGUGUGAAUCCAUUCAACCCAACGGACCGGAGGCGAGUCUAUGUGUUCAUGUGGACGAGGACCAUCAGCCACAGCGACGUGUGGGGGAGGUGGAUCUUGGACUUACCCAAGGUCGACAUCUCGCUGGUGAACCUCCCGAAGCUCGUCAGCCAAACGCCCCUGGAGGAGAUCAGGAAGCACACCAUCAGGAGCUCGUGGCCGGACUGGAUGGUGUGGGCGGCGACUCGCGUGUCCCUGCUGUGGGCGGCCGGGGGGAUGGUGCUGCCCCUCGGCGCCAUCAUGACGAAGCCGCUCAUGGUGGACGCCCACGGGCCCAAGUCAGGCCUGGUGGCACUGACGGAGGACGGCGAAGUGGACCCGCUUCUGAUGGCGAUACCCGCUCACCACCCGGUUCUGCUGGCCAUAGCAGGGCAGCUGGGACGUCUGCUAAUGUUAAUGACAGGGAACCAAGAAGCUAUCCAUUUGACAGCAGCAGAUGAGAAGGCAAAUCAUCAACUGGAUUCGUAA
This is a messenger RNA of Penaeus indicus, 865 nucleotides long. RefSeq lists its product as uncharacterized. The coding region runs from base 113 to 865 and encodes 250 amino acids. Lineage: Eukaryota; Metazoa; Arthropoda; Malacostraca; Decapoda; Penaeidae. The record is from RefSeq and is a predicted model, not a curated record. The transcript has 6 exons.